Messenger RNA from Rotaria sordida, 329 nucleotides. Lineage: Eukaryota; Metazoa; Rotifera; Eurotatoria; Philodinida; Philodinidae. The record is from the annotation of a GenBank genome assembly.
AAUGAGCUUAUUCGGCGCGAGUUUAUUCUCAAUCUUCAAAGUGCUACGAAGAAGACACGUCAACUAUACUUCAAGUAUUCAUUCUAGCUCUAUCGGCAGUUUUCGAGAGUUGCCAUGGCAUGGAAAUGCUGCAAUUCGAAUUAUGAUUUUCUAUACUUGAGACCAUACCGACAUAAAAUACGAACUUUUUUAGUUAUUUUUCAUAAAUAGGUAAAGGAUGUUAUUGGAUGCUGCAUCCUGAUUUAUAUUAUAUGUUUGAAAAUGGCUCAUUUUUACCACGAUGUCGUCGUCGUCGUUUUAAACAAAAAUCAUCAAAUAAUCAUCAUUGA